Molecule: messenger RNA, 1066 nt
Organism: Cyclopterus lumpus (lumpfish)
Lineage: Eukaryota; Metazoa; Chordata; Actinopteri; Perciformes; Cyclopteridae
Gene: podxl
Product: podocalyxin-like
Exons: 7
Coding region: 226-1041 (271 amino acids)
Biological process (GO): negative regulation of cell-cell adhesion; regulation of microvillus assembly; positive regulation of cell-cell adhesion mediated by integrin
Cellular component (GO): microvillus membrane; apical plasma membrane
Source: RefSeq, a predicted model, not a curated record
UCUCCUGCAUCUCCUACCGCCGCCGCCGCUGCAGCUCCUCCUGCUGCUGCCGCAUCUCCUGCUGCCGCUGCUGCUGCGACUACGAGUACACCAAAGAACGUGGCCCCAGUCGCACCAGCUGCAAGCAGCGGUGAUUCAGCGGUAACCCCCAAUCCCGCCACUGGGCAGACCCCGGAAGCCUCCGCACCCGAUGGAACAUCUGGGACCGGAGCACCCGCCAGGCUGAUGACAACCGAGAUCACAAAGGUCGCGACGACGGGGCAACAGUCUCUGACUCUGCCCAACAUCGGCACCAAGACGAGCCAGGACAGCAAAGGAGGCGCUGAGAAAACAACGAUGGCGCUUGCAGGCCGGACCACAGAGGCAGCUGGGAACGCGGUGAACCCCUCCACCCUGACCAAGGCAGGAACUACUGCACCACCUUUGCCCCCGCAAACCCCCACAACAACAACAACAACAACAACCACAAUCACCAACACCAGAACCACCAGCAGCACUACAGCAGCUCAGCUAAAGACGUUUUUGUACUCUCUAAACAAUGGGCACGAGAAAGAGGAGGAGAAGGAUCUGGUGGAGGUGUGCAGGCGGCUGAUGGUCAAUUUGCAAGAUGGGAACUGCACCCUGACAUGGCAGCACCACAACGGCAAAAUACACUUCAACUGUGUGGAGAUUAAUGGGAAAGUGAAAACCAGCCUCGCGACCCAGUACUAUGAAGAAAUCACCAAGAAACCGACAGACCACAAAACCCUGAUCGCCAUCCUGGCGUCCUGCGGUGCUCUGCUGAUCAUGAUCGUCAUCCUCGCCGUUUGUGCCUCCCACCACCGCAAGCCGUACAACGAUAACCAGCAGCACCUGACAGAGGAGCUGCACACGGUGGAGAACGGUUACCACGACAACCCGACGCUGGAGGUGAUGGAGGUGCAGCCGGAGAUGCAGGAGAAGAAGGUGGCGCUGAACGGAGAGUUCAACGACAGCUGGAUCGUCCCAAUUGACAACCUGCUGAAGGAGGACAUGGCGGACGAGGAGGACACACACCUGUAGAGAUGCCCGGGUGGGGGGAGGAGAG